Eutrema salsugineum is the source of this 886-nucleotide messenger RNA. RefSeq names its product alpha-crystallin domain-containing protein 22.3. The coding region runs from base 127 to 750 and encodes 207 amino acids. Lineage: Eukaryota; Viridiplantae; Streptophyta; Magnoliopsida; Brassicales; Brassicaceae. The transcript is spliced from 3 exons. Gene Ontology annotation, cellular component: nucleus. The record is from RefSeq and is a predicted model, not a curated record.
GAUGACGAAGUGCUUAUACUUCUUUUCAUUUGGAUUCUUUCGAUCUCGCAGAAAAGAAAAAAGGAAAACAAUAUCAAAUAAGCUCCUCGGCAAGUUUCAGCCGGCGACUCCCGAACAACAUCUCCGAUGAGGUCUUCAAGUGCUCAAAAUGGGGUGAGAGCAAACAACAGUUUUCCAGAAAACACGAGGAACCCACACAUUCUUGAAGUGGCUCCGCUGAACAGUUUGCCUUACAUUGGUCCAUCAACUGGUCAUACAUCUAUGUCGAGUAACAAAGUGAAUGAAAACGCAGAGAAAGUAGGAGGUCCAGCAAUGAUAUUUCUGCCUUCUGAAUCAAGUGCAGAGUUUAAUAACUUUAUCGCUCAAACAAAAACCGGAGUUGCUCUCACGGGUAGUGCAGCCAUGGGGAAGAUUGGACCAACGAUAGGUUUGGUGGAUAUUGCUGAAUCCGAUGACUCAUACUAUUUUCGUGUUUCACUGCCUGGUGUUUCAAGAGAUGAAAAGGAUUUCAGCUGCGAAAUAGAACCAGACGGUAAAAUUCUGAUAAAGGGAGCAACAACGACGGGGGAAAAGACAGUCUGCAAACACAAUCAGGUUUUCAAGAUGCUAACACAGAACUUAUGUCCACCGGGCCACUUCACCAUCUCUUUCCAGCUUCCUGGCCCUGUGAGCAGUGACGACUUCAACGGUAAUUUUGGGGCAGAUGGUGUUCUUGAGGGCGUAGUGAAGAAGGUAUACUACGAGGACUGAAACAUCCAAGUAUUUUAUUUUCCUUGUAAGCUAAACAUCUGCGUUGCCAUUAGAACGAUUGUUGAUUAGUUUAUGUCUUUUUGUAAAGACAGCUAAGUCUUUGGGAAAAAAUGCAAAAGAAACCCCCCAAGAAAAA